UAUAUACACAAUAGGAUCCAAGAUGGCCGAGUUUGGGGCUUCAAACCACGGGGACUCAGCUCUGAAUUACCAAGAAAAAGAGUUAAACGAGAGAUUGAAGCGCUUGUAUCCGGCAGUGAACGAAGAUGAGACUCCACUGCCUCGAUCGUGGAGCCCGAAGGACAAGUACAACUACAUCGGAUUGUCACAAAACAAUCUCCGUGUUCAUUAUAAAGGUCACGGAAAAAACCACAAAGAUGCUGCAUCAGUUCGUGCUACGCACCCGAUCCCCGCUGCUUGUGGCAUAUAUUACUUUGAGGUGAAGAUUGUUAGCAAAGGCAGAGAUGGAUAUAUGGGAAUCGGAUUGUCAGCCCAGGGUGUCAAUAUGAACCGUCUGCCCGGGUGGGACAAACAUUCGUAUGGCUAUCAUGGGGACGAUGGACACUCCUUCUGUUCUUCAGGUACAGGACAGCCCUAUGGUCCCACUUUCACCACUGGAGAUGUCAUUGGCUGCUGUGUUAACCUCAUAAACAACACCUGUUUUUACACGAAGAAUGGUCACAGUCUGGGAAUAGCAUUCACAGAUCUGCCUCCGAACCUGUAUCCAACUGUGGGGCUUCAAACACCGGGUGAGAUAGUAGAUGCCAAUUUUGGGCAGCAGCCAUUUGUGUUUGACAUAGAAGAUUACAUGCGUGAGUGGAGGGCAAAGAUUCAUGGCACAAUUGAGCGAUUUCCUAUAGGCGACAGACUAGGGGAGUGGCAGACGAUGAUGCAAAACUCAUUGUGUGAGAAUUUGUUUUAUAGCAUGGUGUCGUCCUACCUGGUGCAUCAUGGGUACUGUGCAACAGCAACUGCCUUUGCCAGAGCAACAGGGCAGACCAUUCAAGAGGAGCAGAGUUCAAUCAAAAACAGACAGCGAAUACAAAAGCUAGUUUUAUCAGGAAGAGUGGGUGAAGCUAUAGAAGCAACACAACAACUAUAUCCAGGAUUACUUGAGCGUAAUCCAAAUUUGCUCUUCAUGUUAAAAUGUCGGCAGUUUGUGGAGAUGGUGAAUGGUACAGACAGUGAAGUACGCUGUUUCAGUGGCCGUAGUCCCAAGUCCCAAGAUAGCUAUCCUGGAUCACCCAAUAUGAGCCCUAGACACGGAGCAAAUAACACUCACUUCAACAAUGCAGGAGCAGAUAGUCCAAACUGCAGCAAUGGAGUUGUGUUGUCAAAAAGCAAACCUGUGCACAACAAAUAUCCAGCUAUAAGUUCCUCAUCAUCAUCAUCUUCGUCCUCUUCCUCGCCCUCCUCUGUAAACUAUUCAGAGUCCAAUUCUACAGACUCUUCCAAAUCCCAGCAACACAGUAGUACAAGUAACCAGGAAACCAGUGAUAGUGAAAUGGAAAUGGAACCAGAGCACUACACCAAUGGAGUCUUGGAAAACACCUCCUCUAGAAUAAUGAAUGGCAACUAUAAGCAUGAAGAAAUCCUGCAGACGGAUGAGUCCAGCAUGGAGGACAGCUGCCCUCAGCGCCAGCUCUGUGGAGGUAACCAAGCUGCAACAGAACGCAUGAUCCAAUUUGGGCGAGAGUUGCAAGCCUUGAGUGAACAGCUUUGCCGUGAAUAUGGAAAGAAUGCUACACACAAGAAAAUGUUACAGGAUGCGUUUAGCCUGCUAGCAUACUCUGAUCCUUGGAACUGUCCAGUUGGUCAACAGCUUGAUCCUAUCCAGAGGGAACCUAUCUGUGCUGCCCUUAAUAGUGCUAUUUUAGAAUCUCAGAAUCUGCCAAAGCAGCCUCCAUUGAUGCUUGCACUGGGCCAGGCCUCCGAAUGCCUCCGACUGAUGGCACGUGCAGGGAUUGGAUCCUGCUCAUUUGCCAGAGUGGACGACUAUUUGCACUAGCUGCUGUGGCAGUGGAAAGACCUCAAAUACUGCCCCUCACCUCCUGUUCAAGACGUACAACAACCCCUCCCCUCUUGAAGACCAUCGCACUGCCCACCAGACGGGUGCUGACCAUUUUCCUUUCUUACCUGCAUCCUUGUUACAUUUUAUCAGGUUACAUGACUGAAUGCAUUGCAUUUUGAAAGAGAUCAUGGGUGCAGUAAUGCACAGUGCAAACGUAGCAUAUUUCUUUGAUUUUUAUUUAGUCACUGAAUCACCAGUAUUUAGCCCUGGAGGUUUUGUCCUGCGCUAGCCUCUAUUGUUUACUGGUUAUCAUAGGGCUGUAACAAAACUCAUGUAUUUUGAAGCUUUAAUACUUUACAUUAUUUAACAAGGCUGAAAAACGUCUUGGGUUUGUAGCAGCAUUACCCGAUGCAAUUUUAUUCUCCAGCAUUAAUCAGUGCUUCAAGUCCAGUCCCCAUUUCCUUUGGCAAAAAUUCAUUGACACUCAAAAACUUUGAUAUGUACUAUUGCCAAAGCUUUGAAUUUUCCCUCUGUUUCACUUAUUCCUUUGCCAAAAAAAUACAACUCUUGGUUUGUUACAGCCCCAGUAAUCAAUCACAUUUGGUUUACAUCACCAUGUUCUACCUGUGUAUAUUUGUGUGGAACAAUGCUGCUCAUCAUCACUUUUGGUUUUGCUUUCCUUCCUUCAGCCUUUAGUUGCACAGCCAUAGCUUCCACUUGUUUCUUGCCGGAGGUUUAACAUCAAAACCCACAACAUGUCAGUGAGUUCUGGGCGGCCUCCUACUUCAAGCUCCCGCAUUGUACUCCACCAGGCCUUCCUUUUCAAUAACAGUACCACCAAUUCUCUAGGUCAUUUGUCAGCAGCAAAUACUGUUAGAGUAGGGAGGGAGGUAAUGUUAGCCAAGGAUAAUAUGGGUAUAAAGCUAAUAAACUUUAGGAACCAAGGAAACUAAGGCAAAGGCCAGUUCGGCAGUUGAAGUAUACGUCUCUGUAGAUAUACUACACAACCUCCUUCUUUGGAAGGAUUUACUAAAUGUUUUACUAUAAUGCCUGUGGGAAAGUUAGUUGACUAGCGACUGGUUUUGUUGGUUUCUGAUUAUGACAACAUGGUAAAUUUCCAGCUUACAACUACGAUGUUGUUAAUUGAACAAUCAUCUCUGGGUGGGGAGGUGGCAGGCUGUGGGGGACGGGAGCCACUCUGAUAGUUUGUAAGCUAGUAACCUUUCAAUCAAUCAAAUUAGUCAUGCCCAUCUAAUUAGCCCCACCUAAAAGCUACAUGAACAAAAUCAUAAGAUUACCACAACAAUAUAAGUCAUCAAAGGAAUAGCAGAAUAACAGAACACCAGACAUGAGCCAAGAGACUUAAUAUGCUGGAGAUUCCUGUGGCUGCUGAGAAUAUCAUAAAACAGCAAUCUAACUACUUGGAAUUCAUCAGUUCUAUAUAUAACUAUACAGAGAGAAAAAUGUUUCUAAUUGGACAAUUAGCAGUGACCAUGAAUCAAACAGAUCGAGUAGUUAUUCUAAAUAGUAGCCUGUAAAAUCUGAAUAGGAACUGGACUGUGUAACUGCUUCAUUGUGAGCUACAUUGUGGAAUUGUUCACUUAACAAGUUUGGAUUGACAUGUUAGCUUUUAAUUUUUUUUCUAAGUGCAAAUUGGGAUGAUGCUUUUGGGUUUUAAUAGUUUUAAGAAAAUAAUACCAUUACCUCCUCUUCUAAACGUAUUUUGUGUUGGUGCUAUUCUAAAACAGAUUCACUGUGUCUUCUCCCAGAAUUUUAUGCUAAAUUCAGUUCCUUUGUCUCUGAAUUAAAUUAGACAUAGUUUCCAGAGAAUUUCAAAGAGGAAGCUUGCAUGUCUGUGUAUCAGCACACAGUCAGACCUGUCCAUUGUAGACAUGAUUGUAAAAUAACACUGCUCGGAAAAACAUGAGGUUUUAUUGCCUGUGGAUUUGCAUGAUCCUAUGUUAAUUUACUCGCCAUCUUGUUGACUUGCCUAAGGGCCUGUAACAAUGCUUCACUUUCAGAGUGGAAUGAGGGAGCCAAAAUGACACAUGUAGCAAUUGCAGGAAAGGAUCAUGUUCCUGAACACAAUGUCAGUGGAAGAUAGAACCACUUUUUGGCAAUACUUGAAAAUAAAACAUGAAGGAUAAUGGGCAACUUGUGCAAGACCACUAAAGCAUGUGAGGAAUUGCCAUUUCAAGGUUCAAUUAAUACAGUACCUUCCAUUUUCAAGAGUUUUUGACAUAGUUUGGACAAUAAAAAUUAGUUUUGGAUCAAUUAGACUUUAACGAACAUCUUCAAAGAAUUUAGUGAUCAAUUAUAGGAUGGUUUAUUGCUAAAAACAUACUUCCUCAGCUUUAGCAAAGUUGUCACUUGUUACCGAUAUGUUGCCUUUUAACUAGUAAUAAUUUCUUAAAAUAUUACAAAUCAACGUUAACAUUAUAAUGCAGUUACUUCUUUAAAAAAGGUUCAUUGCAUUGUUUAUAAUUGUUUCCUGUAAUUCCCUCCCCAUUCUCUCCCAGCUACAGUGGGCAUUGUUCUCUGCCAGGGAGACCAGCUAGCUUUCCCAGGUCUCUGCAUAUUCCACAUUAAUUUGCUGCAGGGAGGUACAAAGAACUGAUCUGGUAUGAUGUCUGACCUCCAUUCAACUCAGCCAGUUCUUAAAGUUUGUAAAGUAUGCAGUGCAGCAUGUGACUACCCAUUGCUGUGCUAUAUUGUGCAACAUACGGGAAAAAUCUCUAUUUGUAUUUGAUGUUUACGGAGCAUUUUGGUUAUUGAAUUUGAUUGGGAAUUUCAACAUUGCAUGUUUUUUCUUAAAUGUACAUGUUAAUAUCAAAGCACUUGUGCAAUCCAUAAUGUUCAAGAAAUAGACUUGUAGUUACAAGAUCCCUGUUAAUGCAGUGAUGAUGCUAAAUUUCAGCUCACUGAGCUAUCAGAAACCAGAUAUUUCUUGUCAUCUAUACAUGCCAUGCUUAAAUAGCAAAUAUGCACACUCUCACGUACAUGCCAAUACUGCUGACACUGACACCACCCAAUAUUCAGAUUUUCACCUAUGUAACUGAGAUAACUUGACCACUAUCAUUGUUUUUCUCUGCCACUGAUUUCCUCAUGAGGCCCCCUUGUUGCCUGCUUCAAGAGGAUUUAAACACUGAUGUUUUCAAUGUAGCUUUGAUUGCUUGACUGAAAAUGUGACAGAGCCCAUCACUUUGUUCUAUCAAGUGCGACAGUGGUUAACAGUUAGUGAAAUUUACCAAUGCUACUCUGCUAAAGCAAAGCACAUUUUCCCCACUGAAGCUAGGACUGAUCUUGAGGGAAUGAAAUUGGGUCAGUGAUGUGUGAAGAAAAAUCCUUGAAGUCGUUUUCUGCAUUCAUGGAAAUUACUGGCUUGUCCCUGACUGAGCCUGAUUUUAUCUGGACUCUGGCGUAAAAAUAAAUGAGGGAAGGAAGUGGUGCAAUAAAUCACUCGUCUGCAAGAAUGACAAAAAUUGCCGUAAUUUUAUAGCGUAAUACAAAACAAAUAAAGUUGCUAGUAGAGUUUUUGCAAAGUUUGGAAGCCAUUAUGAUACCUUAUCAGCUAGUUAUCUUAGAUACCACUGCAGGAAACACAAAUCAAUUUUGAAUGAUGGUCUCUAACACUGCAGUUUUGACAAAUAAACAUAAGUGUAGUAUGAGUCACACAAAGUGAUUUGAGGUUUGAGUUGCAUUUGGCAUUUUUAUUUUCGGAAUAUCUGACUAAACCAAUCUUAAUUUUAGUUUUUGAUAAGAUUCAUGGGGAAUUUGGAGCUCUCAUAAAUUCAGCCUUCAUCUUUUGGAAGCUUCUACUAUUUAAAUACAUAAAUCAAUGUUGAUUUUGCUUUUGCACUGAUUAGACUUGCCUUAAAGUCAAUGCCUUCCUUGUACUUGGAUUUGACAGAGGGUUAAUUAAAAGGAAGUUAUAUGGAAUUGAUCUUCAAUCUGAUUUUUUAAAAUUAGAUGACAGUUGUUCAUCCACCAUAAAUGAAAUAGAUGUAUAUCAUUUGAUAUUAAUUAAGAGCAUCAUGCAGAAGACAUUCUUCAUAGAUUUCCCUCUUCUGCUACAGUACAUUCACUGAUGUUACAGUGAAGCAAUUUGUGCAUAACCCACUUUCUCCCACUGGAGUGGAAGGGAAUUUCACAUUUGUUUCUACUAAUUAUUGAAGUAUAGAACUUAUGCGUUAAUAUUAGACUAAAUUAUGCCAAAUCAUUUGUAACUAUUGACUUUUAAAGAGGUAUAGUAGGUUCCAAUUGCUGGAUGGCCCAGUAUUGCUGAAAAAUAAUGACUUUAAAUAAACAAAUAGUUAAUAAAGAACCUCCCUUGAAAAAUAUGGGUUGUGGAUGUUCCAUUUAAGGUCACUUUUAAUCCGAUAAUAAAUCCAAUUUAAGUGAACAUUGCAGUUACUUUAGUAUGAAUUGAAUCAAGGUAAUAUCUGACCACACUGUUUCAGAUUUUUCCUUUGCUAUUGGUUACAGGGAUUAGUUCAGUCAUUUCUCCUACAAAACCAUGUCAAUGAAUUAUGCUGAAAAAGAUCAGCAAUUUAGUUCUUUAAGAAAAAAUAUAUAAUUAUUCAAAAAGGGAGUGUCAUGUUUAUAGCGUGUGGCCCAAUAAUGAUUUCUAACUAACCUUGGCUGGUACUGCAGUAACAAUAUUUUAGCCACAGACGAAGUAGAAAAUGGCGUACACAAUGCAAGUAAAUGUACCUUGUGUAUAUUCACUUGGCAUCUAGCACCAUUCAGUAACCAAGGAAAUAAAUAAAGCAAUCACAACAACCAAAAAACUUGAACAUUUUGCUUUUUGUCUUGCCAUUUUAGCAGUAACUGCACAAUGCAUGUGCCAUGUGUCUGAAUAUGAGGGUCAUAUGCUCCACUGAGCAGAAAUGGAAUUGAAAUAACAAAUCAGGAUGUUCAAUUGGCCAAAUACGGAAAAUGUUAGACAAUAAUUACUCAGUAAAAGAAACAUUUUCUGCAAUUACCCUGUUCCUCAGGUGCCCUCAUGAUUUUUUUGACUACGUUCCCAUCCUUUUGAAAAUACAUUGAACCAGCAAGGGAAAGUUUGGUCAAUUUCUGAUGCUGGAUAGCUUAUGGUCUGCUGGUAACCUGCAAGUUGAUAUUACAUCAGUAUGCCCUUUUCUGGAGAUCUAGCUAGACGUUGGUGGUCUUGAAAUUUCAUACUGACUUAUUGGAGAACAGUUUUUAAAAAUUAUACCGGGCUUUCAAAUAAAUAUUUCUUUUCUGACUGGCUGCUGAUGAUCUUUUUAUAUAUAAUGUUAAUGCACUCGUCAAACCAGCAUGUAAUUGCUAAAUUCUACUCAGCUUUCUCUUUCCCACUCCCCCUGCACCCUAGCCCCAAUAAAUCGGUGAAAAAAAUUAAAUAGAAAACCAAUGACAUUUAACUGUCCAGAGUAAAUUAAUUACCUUGAAAAGCCUAGAAAAAAGACAUAUUGUAUUUAACAACAUGAACCUGUAUUCAGUAUUGUGUAAUUACAAAUAGUUGAAAGAACAGCAAUAGCUAUGUUGAAUACAGUGCAACUGGUUACACAUGCAACCCAGUUGUUACUGUAAGCUGGAAAACUGUAUUGCGUGAAUGUGAGUGGAGGUGUCAUAGUAUAUGACAAACUACAACCACUUUGUAAAACCAUGUAUUUUCCUUUCUCGAAUGUUUUAAAUGUCUGUCAAUCAGUAGUGAGGUUGGUAAUGUCACCUUAAUGAGACAAUCUAAAUUUUAAAGUUUCUGAUUUCAUUUUCUAACACUCAGCAUUGGAAACAAUUUUAAUUUGUCUAUUGUCUCACUAACCUUAAGGCUGCAGUAAUGUGCCAUUUUGACUUUUCUUUCUAGUUGUAUGUUUUCAAUCCCACUGUCCCCCAUGCAGCCACAUUUUUUGCUGAUUCGGGAGAUAGUUUACAAACUCUGACAAGUUGAAAAAAGUGAUAUAAUUUACCUCCUAUCUUCUCUUUCUGCUAAAUUUCCCAAAUAAGUUCUGAUUUUAGAUGUAAACAGACAGUAGCUCAGAAAGAGAAGCAUGCUGCAAUUUAACAGUAAUUUACAUUUGCACUCUCACAAAACCCUGAGGUUAAUGCUUUUGAGUUUGUACCAGGCACUUUGAAAUAUGGGAACAGGAGGUCUCAUUUUUCCUGAUGUGAUGAAGUGUACUGAAGCAUGGCUUUGAUUUUUUUUGUGUAUGCUCUUUUCCCUUGGUUGGGCUCUGCAAAACUAAUGCUGAUUUUUUUUUUAAAUUUUUUUUAGAAUAAAACAAUACAAAUUGUGUGACACUAUUUAAAGACUUAAAAAUUCUGUUAAUCUAGUAAUUCUAGUUUUGUGUACUUAACUGUGCUCAGCUUGAAACUAUAGUCAUUUUGUUUAACGGAAGGGAAGGGUGAUAAUAAAAUUUUAAAUUCUGUAUACAGUAUAAAAUGUAUACAUUGUAAUUUAAUGAUUUUCUUUUGUUGCUCCAACUCAGGUAUGAUGCAUACAAUUACAGCAUGGAAUGUGAAGCAAGUUGUUUCAUUUUACCAACACAAUACUCAUGAACUAAUUUCUGCUCCAUGCUCAAUAUCAGUUUAGUUUUGUUAUGAAUUCAAUAAAUGAACACGCAAGUUGUGCUCAAGUACAAUGGUUGUUCAGUUUGAGCAUAGUAAGUAUUUGUGAAGCAAAAAUUACCCAGUACGAGCAUGAACAUUUGAGAAACUUUUAAAACAAAAGCAAAACUAAAAAAAUGUACUAGAAAUAUGUUAAAACAAAAUGUAUUCUGUUGUAUUUUGACAGAAUUAUUUUUAUUAAAAUACACA
Stegostoma tigrinum is the source of this 8668-nucleotide messenger RNA. It is a transcript of the gene ranbp10, whose product is annotated as RAN binding protein 10. The transcript is spliced from 14 exons. Gene Ontology annotation, molecular function: protein binding. Gene Ontology annotation, cellular component: cytoplasm. The coding region runs from base 23 to 1867 and encodes 614 amino acids. Gene Ontology annotation, biological process: cytoskeleton organization; cell surface receptor signaling pathway. The record is from RefSeq and is a predicted model, not a curated record. Lineage: Eukaryota; Metazoa; Chordata; Chondrichthyes; Orectolobiformes; Stegostomatidae.